Purpureocillium lilacinum is the source of this 153-nucleotide messenger RNA. The record is from RefSeq and is a predicted model, not a curated record. NCBI's taxonomy places the organism in Eukaryota, Fungi, Ascomycota, Sordariomycetes, Hypocreales, Ophiocordycipitaceae.
AUGGGAUUGAUUGGGACGACCCUCAUGGUUAGGUAUGGGUGGGAUAUCACUAGAGGGUUACCUUACGGUGCUACGAUGGAAGUACUGCUCGCUCAAAUUUCCAGGUAUAUACUUAGCGUUUGCCAUGCAGUUACUGAUCGUGUUCACCAGUGA